UUCCACGGUACGCCUGCAAAUGGAUAAUGUAACCGUUUAGCUCUCUUUCUCUCUCUCUCUCUCCCUCUCCCUCUCCACUUCCCAUAAAUCUUCCGGCAUGAGCUUAGCUUCAGUUUCAUCGACGUCGCCAGUGGCUCCGCCGUGUUUCCGCUGCCGAGCUUACAUCUUCUCCUUCUCUCCCUCACCUCUCUGUUUAUAUUUCCCGCGCGGUCGCGGCGACUCAGCUUCCCUCACGCUCAGGCCCAAAAUUCGUGCGUUGCGAACGGAAUCGGACGGCGCUAGGAUCGGUAACACGGAGUCGUACGGCUCGGACUUGCUUCGUCGGCCGCGAAUUUCGUCUGAGGAAGAGGAAUCCUCCGGAGAAGAAGAUGAGAGCGGCGAGGGUGAUGAGUUUGUGGAUUGGGAAGAUAAAAUCCUCGAGGUUACUGUUCCUCUUGUUGGUUUCGUCAGGAUGAUUCUUCACUCUGGAAAAUAUGCAAACCGAGAUAGGCUAAGCCCCGAGCACGAGAGAACAAUCAUUGAGAUGCUGCUUCCUUAUCACCCUGAAGUUGAGAAGAAGAUCGGAUGUGGAAUAGACUAUAUCAUGGUUGGGCAUCACCCAGAAUUUGAGAGCUCUCGAUGUAUGUUUAUAGUUCGAAAAGAUGGAGAAGUAGUCGACUUUUCGUAUUGGAAAUGCAUAAAAGGUCUAAUAAAAAAGAAGUAUCCUCUGUAUGCAGACAGUUUCAUCCUCAGACAUUUUCGCAAACGUAGGCAGAACAGGUGAAGAAGGAGCUUAUGUAGAUUCUCAAACUCAAACGCUCGUUGGACUUGGAUCCUUCUUGUCUCCCAAACUACAUCCGACAAAGGUUUUGAAGUUAGAACUCAGACACAGAAGAUCCCAUUCACUUUUUUUCUUCAUUUGAGUUGGAAUUAUGAAUGGAACUUUCUAGAAGAUACGGUUUUCGAAGGAGAUGAGGAGUUUACAAUCCUUAGCAUUUUAUGUGAUAAUGAAACUUUUACAUUGAGCUUAUGUGUAGAGGUAGAAAAACUGUACACACUUGUAUCACAAUAUUCAGAUGGAGCUUUCUUCUUUUAAAUGUU
Molecule: messenger RNA, 1080 nt
Organism: Eutrema salsugineum
Lineage: Eukaryota; Viridiplantae; Streptophyta; Magnoliopsida; Brassicales; Brassicaceae
Product: protein DCL homolog, chloroplastic
Exons: 3
Coding region: 98-763 (221 amino acids)
Biological process (GO): chloroplast organization; chloroplast rRNA processing
Cellular component (GO): chloroplast
Source: RefSeq, a predicted model, not a curated record